UCGGUUUUUCACGUUUAAAGUUCGUACGUGCGCUGAACGGACGGACUGUUGCGACCGUAGUGUUGUGUUGUGAGUGCGAAAGCGUAAAUCGGCCAGGCGGAAUUACCACGGAUAUAUACACAUACAUAUGUACUUCCCCCAAAAAAGUCGCCUAUUUUUUGAAUCGUUUUCGAGUGAUCUUUGUGCUUUAUCAAAUUUAGACUGAGUUCAAAACAACGUUUAUACAUGUGAAACAAAAUUAACUAAGUGAAUAGCUAACUUUUGGAUAACCCCACGUUUCCGGAACCAUCUAACGUACGUGCCUCAUCAUAAAACGCGCCCUCAACGAGGCAUUCGAGCGAAACCACAAACCAAAAACGGCCAAGCCAAAGAAAUAUAAAAGUAUAUGUAUCUAACAAAGGAAACCCAUAAAUACAUAACAAAAACCUAUGCGUGAAUCAACAAAAAUAUCCCAGCAAGAAAAGAAAGUAAAGUGUAAAUUCUUUUACACACAUAUUUCGUGUAUAUAAAUAUUAAAUACAGCUGAGGCAAUUAUAAUACUUAAUGAAUUUAUUGCACAAUUAAAGCGAAGCCAACUAAUACACAACAACAAAUUAAUAUGCCGCUGGCGUGAAAGUCACAACUCGACGCAUGAGAAAUAUCCCCCCUUGCGCCAACAGCACUGAAUUAUUAAUGAAAUCGAAUUACAAACAAAGCCCAGCAAGCAGCAAUAACGAUUGCGAAUCGGAAUAAAAAACAAAUAAAUAAAUAAUCAUAAAUAAGUACACACAUCAACAAGAGCCGCGGAACGUGGACGGCUUAAUCAGCGGAAAGUCAGGCAGCUGGAAAAUAUUUAGCAGGCAAGGCGCAGGCGCCGCUUUUCACACGAGUUGGCAGCACACGCCACAUAAAUUGGCAUUUACCGUUAAGCGCGCUGCCGUACUUUGCGGUCGGGGCAGGCAAUAACAACAAACAAUAACAACAACAACAACAGCAACAACAACCAAUCAACACCUCCACCGAACCACCAAAGAAAAGCCGUCAAAGUGGAUUUAACAAAUUAUAAUAAAAUGCUGCAAUCCAGCAAUCAUCAUUAUUUAAGGCCGGAUUAUAUGACAGCUGCAGCUGCCCCAACAGCGCUGGACAACAAAAGCAGUCCGUUGGCGCUAUUGGCUCAAACAUGCAGCGCCAUCGGAGCGGAUACCACAAACCCCAAGCUGCUGGCGGCGAACAUCGAGAAGUCCACAAAGCAACUGCAGCACCAGCCCAAGGGAUCCAAUGGCGGCGGAGGCGGAGGUGGCGGAUCCUUCGGCCUGGGCCAGCAGAUAUCAACGGAUGGCAGUGCACGCGAUAAAUCCUCGCCGGUUAGCAGUCAUUCAUCCAGCGUUAGCACCGGCUCCGUGGAGCAACAGCAGCUGCCCCCCGCCCACGGCAGCAAGCCGACCCCGACAACCUUUAAGCCCUACGAGCCCAACAACAACAUCAGCAAUAUCACCACAGCCGCCGAUUGCGGCGCCACAAAUCUCAGUAGCAGUAACACCAGUGGACAGAGGGUGCGGACCCCCAAAACGACAUCGAAUGGAGGCGGUGGUGGGCAGCGUUGCGAUUCAAACCAAAGUGCCAGCUCACAGCGAGAAUCGCCCACAGCUGCUGGUAGUCUUAGGAGGACCCCCACCUCGGGAAUGGGCGCCCAGCUGAAUGGAAGUCCCGGCUUGAGCCUGCCGCCCAACUCCUCCUCGACGCCCGGCCGCAGCAGUUCCAAAGAGUCGGCCGCCAUGCACAGUCCCAGUGCAGCGGCAGCGGCGGCGGCGGCGGCCCAAAUCGCCAGCUCAAAUCGCCUGCAGGAGGCCGCGUUGGCCGCCGCCAAGGAGGCCAGCUAUGUGAAGGCCCUGCACGCGGCCAGCCAACAGGGAUCCGCAUCCGCAUCCUACUAUCCCCCCGGUUACGGUAGCCCCUAUUCCAUGGACUUGAUGACGGCCAGUUCCCUGAUGUCGCCGCACCACGCGAUGUUCAAGGCGUCGGCGAUGAAUCCGUAUCUGAACUACGCCCGGAUGAAGGGCCUCACGGAGCAGUCGAUGAUGGCGGCCACGCCCAAUGUGUGCCGCGAUCCCUACUGCACGGGCUGUCCGGCCAGUCCGCACUACAUCAACAAGGCGGCGGGUCAGCCGUGUCCGGCGGGAUGUCCGCAGUGCGAGGCGAGCGGGGGUGGUGGUGGAGGUGGGGCAGGGAAGUCCUCUCAGAGUGGAGCGGGAUCCUCGGCGGCAGCGGCGGCGGCGGCGGCUGCCUCCUCGUACCACGCCCAGUUGGCCGCUCUGGCCGCCGCCUCCCAAAUGCCGUACGUGUGCUCGUGGAUCGGCAGCGAUGCCGCCUAUUGUGGCAAGCGGUUCGGCACCUCCGACGACCUGUUCCAGCAUCUGCGCACCCACACGGCCUCCGUGCCGGAUGCGGUACUGAGUGCAGCGGCCGCCGGCGGGAUACCGCCCAAUCAUCCGCUGUUCCAGCGCACCUACCACCCCCCGCUGAGUCCGCUGUCGGCGGCCCGCUAUCAUCCGUAUGGAAAGCCGUCGAUGCUGCCGCCCUCAUUGGCGCCCCCCGGAAUGCCCGGCCUACCCCCGCAUCCGGCCCUGGCCCAGUACUUUGCGCCCUACUCGUUAUACGGACCCCGGAUGGGAUCGUCGCAUCCAUAGUAGACCGAGGAUCCUGCGAGGAGAGGUUCGGCCUUCAGUCAAAACCAUCAUUUCUCUUGAGUCGUCGUCGUAUCUCUAUGUGUUUUUUUGGUGUAUAUGACUCACUCGUGAAACGAAAAGCUAGUGAUCUAAUGUACUGUAGUUACAUACAAAUGUGUUUACAAUUUAGCUUAAGGAGUCUAGCGUCUAGAUAUUAGUAUAUAUAUAUAUCUGAAUAUCGAUGAUAUAGUGCAGCACAUCAAAUAUCGCUCGUCCUUGUGUGUCUGUGUGUGUUUCGUGGUUGCUACUAAACGCAUAUGGUAAUUGUAAUAUUAUUUAUUAUAUUCAAGCGAAACGAUUACAGAAUUAACGAAAUGAAAAGAUUGUCCAAAAACUUAAAGUUGUAAAAAUUCUUGUAAAGUAUAUGAGUAUCUGCUUAUAAUUAAUUCUAUACAUACCUAUACAUAAAUGUGUAAUUAUGAACAAUAUUUUAAUGUUCACUUAAGUCACUACAAAGAAAUCAAUAAAUCAAA
Molecule: messenger RNA, 3178 nt
Organism: Drosophila rhopaloa
Lineage: Eukaryota; Metazoa; Arthropoda; Insecta; Diptera; Drosophilidae
Gene: elB
Product: zinc finger protein Elbow
Biological process (GO): negative regulation of DNA-templated transcription
Cellular component (GO): nucleus
Source: RefSeq, a predicted model, not a curated record